UUCCAUUCCAUUCCACUUGUAAACAAACCAUCCUGUUGCCGUCUCUCUCCUCUCUUUCUCUUUCUCUCUCUUUCUGCUUGAAAUUGUACCGACAUGGCUCCUAGCAAAUGGGGUUUCUCUUCUUGACCGUACAAUUACAGACGCCUUAAUUCUCCUCCUCCUCCUACUAUUACUACGUAUUACAACAACUACUACUUCUGGCUGCAGGAACUUCCUUUAGAUUUUCAAGAAAAAGGUGUGAAUUGCUUUUGAGGUUUGCAUUUAUGAGCAUCAUGCAUACUCUAUUUUCCAAAGGAAAUGAAGGUAUUGCUCAGAAUCCUGUUGCAACAUUGUCCUCUACUGUUCCUUGGUGGAAUAGUGGCCUUGUCUCUCAGUCUGACCCUUUUGGCCAAUUGAAAUCUGCAUCUGUGGAACACUCUGAGUUGCCAAAGGGGAAUGCAACUGAGUUCACUAUUUUCUCUGCACACGUGAACAUGUUGACAGUAUCUCCUUCAGGUGAUUGGAAAUCUUCAGGAUAUGGGCAAAACCUAUCAAACAUUCAGGCUGCUGCUACCUCAGCUAAUAUGGACUAUCGAAGUCACUUUGAGCUAGGGUUUGGUCAGUCCCUGAUCUCUGCAAAAUAUUCUUACGGAGGAGAGCAAUCCGUCGGGUUAUUUUCAGCUUAUGGUCCUCAACUUUCGGGCCGUGUUAUGCUUCCAUUGAAUUUGGCCUCUGAUGAAGGCCCGAUCUUUGUAAACGCCAAGCAGUAUCAUGGGAUACUGAGGCGUCGAAAGUCCCGGGCUAAGGAAAUGGAGAAGAAAGCUCUUAAACCACGCAAGCCAUACUUGCACCUCUCUCGCCAUCUCCAUGCAAUGCGCCGACCUAGGGGCUGUGGUGGACGCUUCUUGAACACAAGGAAAAUGAAUGGAACUAUGAAGGGUGGAAAAACCAACGAUACAGUUAAGACUGGUGACGUUCACAGUUUUUACCCCACUGGAUCCCAGAAUUCUGAAGUGCUGCAGUCUGAUAGUAGCAAUUUAAGCUCACCUAAAGAAACUACUGGCAGCAGGUUCUGCCAUUUGUCAGAGGUCACUAACAUGUACUCUAGGGGAAAUCUUGAUCCUUUUCUGUUUCAGGACCUGAGACCUUCGGUCCAGGCAAUACCUGACAUGAUGAAUACUGGACAUGGUAUUCUCAUGGCCGGUAAGUGGGUUUCAGCAGCAGAUAGCUGCUGCAACCUCAAAGUUUGAUAGCCUUGGCUGAGAACGGGGUUAGGUGUCACGAGUUGUGCCUGACCUCGUCCUUGCUGCAACCUAAUGCAAAUGCAUUGGAAUUUGAUCUUACCAGCAUUUGGUUGCUUGAAGGCAUUCAUCCUUGGCUAUCAAUGGGGCAGUUCAUCCUUGGCUAGCGUUAAGGCUGCCUCUUAUUAUUCUAUUGCUAUCGAGCGACAUGGAUGGUAAAGAGGCGCUCCUUAAUGCACUUUAAUUUUCAGCACUUGUAGGAUAAAUAAACAUAUUUUGGAUAAGAUGAUGAAGACCCUGUCAAUCGGGGCUGUGAUGUUGCAGUGUGUUUGGAUUACUGUUGUGAUGUUUGUUUGUGAAAAUACAGUGAUGUAUGAUUGAACUUGAUCCAGAUAAUGUGCAAAUUGGUGUGUUUUCAGACUGGGACAAGUUAAAUGUUUAUACUGUAUUUU
Molecule: messenger RNA, 1672 nt
Organism: Nicotiana attenuata
Lineage: Eukaryota; Viridiplantae; Streptophyta; Magnoliopsida; Solanales; Solanaceae
Product: nuclear transcription factor Y subunit A-10-like
Exons: 6
Coding region: 264-1229 (321 amino acids)
Biological process (GO): regulation of transcription by RNA polymerase II
Molecular function (GO): RNA polymerase II cis-regulatory region sequence-specific DNA binding; DNA-binding transcription factor activity, RNA polymerase II-specific
Source: RefSeq, a predicted model, not a curated record